Messenger RNA from Xenia sp. Carnegie-2017, 4189 nucleotides. RefSeq names its product ubiquitin carboxyl-terminal hydrolase 36-like. The transcript has 18 exons. Gene Ontology annotation, biological process: protein deubiquitination. The coding region runs from base 303 to 3929 and encodes 1208 amino acids. The record is from RefSeq and is a predicted model, not a curated record. Gene Ontology annotation, molecular function: cysteine-type deubiquitinase activity; cysteine-type endopeptidase activity. Lineage: Eukaryota; Metazoa; Cnidaria; Anthozoa; Malacalcyonacea; Xeniidae. Gene Ontology annotation, cellular component: cytosol; nucleus.
GCGGCUGACGAACGAAAUCAAUAAUUGUCUGUUUGGAUUUAUUAGAGGGAAGUGAAAUUUUGUGCGUUUUUUUAUUUAUAUUCAGCUUUAGAACUGAAUAUUUUCAUUGUGAGCUAUAAAUAGUUGUAUCGUUUUGUACCUGUGGUAAAAGAUUGUUAAAAAGCAUCAGUAAAUAUGGGAAAAUGUUUUAAAACUUCAUCACCUUUCCUGGUUUCGACUUUGUUUUGUAUUGCAUAAUUCAGUGACGAAGUGGUUGUGUUUGUGCGAAGCUUGAAUUUUGGCUUUCUUGCUUUGAUUUAUCGAUGAUGUCGGCGCUUGGCAUAUCAGUUGACUCCAAAGAGUUGUGGAAAAGCUCGGAUUUAAUUGAAAAGAAACUAGGCUCUGUCCUAGAUCGCAAAGUUGCUUCGUCAACGAAACAGGUUUUAUUGGACAGGAUCAAAUUCAAAGAAGCGUCAAAUCCAGAUCCGUUUUAUCAAGAGUUGAAGAAGAAGUAUACACCUUUGAAUAGAUCAUCAACGAAGCUUCAAAAUAACGGUCCUUUAUUAAAAAAUCACUCCACUAGCAAUGUGAAACCUGAAUUGAACAACACAAAAUUUGAGAAAGAUGAGCUUCCACCGCCGAAGUUUAUGUUAUUUGAAAAGAAUAAAGUCCAAUUACAAUGGAAGACUGUUCGCAAUGUUGGUCCAGGAUUGUACAAUCUUGGAAAUACCUGUUUUUUAAACUCCGUCAUACAAGUUUUAACAUACACACCGCCAUUAGUAAAUUAUCUGGCGACGCAAGAACACACAAGUCAAUGUGUUAAAGUUGGAUUUUGCAUGUUGUGUGAACUGCAGCGACAUGUUUUAAGAACGUUUUCACACCAACAAAGUGAAGCCAUUAAACCUUUGGCAAUCCUACACAAAUUAAAAUUCAUAGCCAAGCAUCUAAGAUUUGGUCAACAAGAAGACUCUCAUGAAUUUCUUCGUUAUGUUGUUGAUGGCAUGACGAAGAGUUGUUUGGUUGGAAUAUCUGACAAGUUAGAUCUUUAUACAAAAUCCACAACAGUCGUGCAUCAAAUAUUUGGUGGAUACUAUCGAAGUCAAGUGACAUGUGAAAGAUGUCAGCAUACAUCAAAUAAGUUUGAUCCUUUGAUGGAAGUACUAUUGGAUAUUAAGAAUGUUUAUUCGGUGUACAACGCUCUUCAGAAAUUGAUCUCUGUUGAAUUACUUAACGGUGAUAAUAUGUAUCUAUGUCCAAGAUGUAAGCUCAAAGUUCCAGCAAAAAAGCGCAUUCAAAUUCAUGAACCACCAAAUGUGCUGACAAUGUGUUUGAAGAGAUUUGAUUGUCAUUCUCUGUUUGCGUCAAAGAUCAACAAAGAUAUCAGUUAUCCUGAAACAUUAAAUCUAAGACCAUUUCUAAGUAUAAAGCAAGGCUGUGCAAUCAACUUCAAGUUGUUUGCUGUACUUGUUCAUGCUGGAUAUUCUUGUAACUCUGGACAUUAUUAUUGUUUUGUGAAAGCCGCCAAUGGAUCAUGGUAUCAAAUGAACGAUGCUUCUGUUCGGCAAGUGAGUUUAAAGACUGUCUUGGGUCAGCAAGCAUAUCUUCUGUUUUAUAUAAAGGAUGAAGUGACAAAACAGAAAAAUGGUUCUUCGAUCCCGUCAUCAAUCAAAAGUCCACAAGUCAAUGGUCACCAUGGUAACAAAUCCAAAACAUUGAACUCGAAACAGUUUUUUCCAAAAAUUAUCAGUGAACCAACUGUGAAGACACAUCCUUUGGCAAAACCAUUUGCAAAUGCUACGUCGAAAACUACAACGAGUGCAUGUGUCUCAUUUUUACCACGGCCAACAAGUAUUCCGAAAGAACGAGACAAAAUCGCGUUUACAUUGAAUCAGAAUUCGUUGGUGAAAAUUGAUCACGUUUCACCUUCCCGGGAGGAAAUUGAAUCUGUUUCGAGGAAUUUUUGUGAUGACGUUUCAGAGCAGAUGCAAACGGCAUCACAACCACAACAGUUCAAGGAAAGUGACACGAACAUUGGUAUUGAAAAUGUUGGAAAUUCUACGGAUUGUAAAGAUGAUCAAGUGAACGACAUUAGCAGUUCCACUGAUGGCAAAGUUGAGCCAAUUUUGAAGAAGACGAACAAAGAAAAAGACACAUUAGUUGAGACUAAAGAAUCUGAGAAAAAUCCAAGAGAGAUUCACGCCACUACAAAAUGGAUUAUUUCAAACCACGAAGACCUCGUUCUUGGAUCGACAGCUGCUGAAGUAAGGGAAAGAACGCCAUCUUUGUCUUCCGAAAUCAGUAAUGGCGGAAGUAUUGCAAGUAAAACUGGAGAAUGGUCCGUUAGUGAUCGUGGAAUUACCCAAGAAUUCGGUCCCAGGCUUCCUGAGAGACAACAUGCUGGAUGGAAAGUGUCCUCGAGCGAAACUGUAGGAAAAGGAGAUGAUAACGAGGGCUACAGGAAAUUAGCCACGAUACCUCUAGAAAAAACUUUACGUCAAAAACAUCGAAAGAAACGAAAUUUUUCGAAAAACGAUGAUGAGGAAACAAGACUGAUUUCACCAAUGGAUCACGAGGGGUCAAGGGAGGAUAGAAAGAAGGAAAGACUCACUUCAGAUAUGGAUCGUGAAGGGUCAAGGGAGGAUAGGAAAAAGGAAAGACUUACUUCAGAUAUGGAUCGUGAGGGGUCAAGGGAGGAUAGGAAAAAGGAAAGACUUACUUCAGAUAUGGAUCGUGAGGGGUCAAGGGAGGAUAGAAAAAGGGAAAAGAUAAAGAGAUUGAAAAAACUGAAACGAGGCAGAGACAGACCGAGCGACGGGGAAGUCUUGAGCGAUGACAUUGAAUUGCGGGAAAAAAGGAAAAAAGACAAGAAAAACAAAAGAAAAAAACGGAAACACAGAAAGGAGAAAUUGUCCGAUGAAGAUACGAAAGAAACGGAUGAAGUCAUCAAUACAAGCAAAGAUAGGUUGUUGUCGCGUAAUAAAGACGAUUCCGGAUAUUCGAGCUCAAAGAAAGAUUUUGAUAAAACGAAAAGGGAUUCAAAACGAUCUCUUUGCGAGAAUAAAGAGAAAAGAAUUAAAGGCGUCGGAAAUAGAGUUUUUACAAAGACGAUGAAAGAAAGAAGGAACAUUGAAACAGAUAAUUGUGGUAGAAAUGAUCUGAAUCCUGAACAUUUCACAUCAAAUACUGACACGAAGAAAGAGGAUAAGUUUACGGCAAAAAAGUUCAUUAACUUGAGUCAAAAUGCUAUAGACAAUGCACGAAGUUUAGUCGUCAAAGGUAGAGAUUUCCUAGGAAAGGUUUCUGAAUGUAGAAAUCGAAAUGGAAGUGACAAGAUAAGGUUGGUGCAGUAUUCUGACGAUUCUUCCAACGAAUCUGAAAACGUUGUACUCAAUGGAUCUGCGAAUGAUCGUGUUACAUCUGUGAAUGAUCGUGUUACAUCUGUGAAUGAUCGUGUUACAUCUGUGAAUGAUCGUGUUACAUCUGUGAAUGAUCGUGUUACAUCUGUGAAUGAUCGUGUUACAUCUGCGAAUGAUCGUGUUACAUCUGUGAAUGGUAAAUGUGAAUCAUCAGGGAAUAAUGGAAGAAAAGACAACUUGAGAAGUUAUGAUGAACGAAAGAAUAUCGUGGACGUUUUGUUGGAGAAUUCAAAAGUAUCGUCGAACUACGGUGGCAAAGUUGAAAGAUGGGAUGGACAGAAGGAGGAUAACGCCGUUAAAGAAGAUAGGACAAAGAGGAGACGAGAUUUCUGGGAUGAGGAAUACGACAAAGGAAAGCAAAUGAAGCGAAGAAAAAAUUCAAACAAAACCAGCAGUUACUCUUCACGCGGAAGGAAUUCGUUUCAAAAGGAAUACGAUCGCAGAAGAAUGAAAAGUAACGGUUGCCAUUCGUCUUCUUCAAAUGGUUGGUAUAAGAGAGGUUUUGAAAGACAUUCAUGGCGUGAUCGUAGAUGAUUAAUUACGCGUAAAAGAUAUUGAUUUAUUAUCGAUGGACUGAGGAAAGAUUAUGCAAGCAGCGACUUGAAUGUUUAGCUGCAGUUUAUCAACUAUAUUCUUGCUUGUAAUACAACAGCAUUUGGAACUUGAUGGGUCGUACAAAGUUUCUUUGCAAAAAAAACCUUUGAGAAACGAAUAUGUCUGUUGUGAACUUGUCAAAGUCAAUUUUGAUGUAAUGAAAAGUUUAAUAAAAUAUUCGCAAAGUGUGUUUUAUUUUA